Lethenteron reissneri (Far Eastern brook lamprey) is the source of this 883-nucleotide messenger RNA. It is a transcript of the gene TXNDC17, whose product is annotated as thioredoxin domain containing 17. Gene Ontology annotation, molecular function: protein-disulfide reductase [NAD(P)H] activity. Lineage: Eukaryota; Metazoa; Chordata; Hyperoartia; Petromyzontiformes; Petromyzontidae. Gene Ontology annotation, cellular component: cytosol. The record is from RefSeq and is a predicted model, not a curated record.
UGCUCAGGCCCCGGGGGUGGACAACCACCACAACCACCACGCCCGGCCGCCUUUGUCUCCCCAGUGGCGACGUUUCAUUUGAGGCCGAGUCAACCUAGAGGAGGCCCGUGGACCGGUUAAGUUCAUCGUCAGCGGUGUUGACGCCGAGGCGGCCGCGAGGAUGGCGACCUGCGAAGAGGUUCGCGUGAGCGGCCACGCCGAGUUCGCGAGCGCCGUGCGGCGGCUGCAGGGCCGCGACAUCUUCGUGCUCUUCUCGGGCAGCAAAGACGCGGGCAGCGGCCAGAGUUGGUGCCCGGACUGCGUGGCGGCCGAGCCCGUGGUGCGUGGCGCACUGAACACUCUCCCAGAAGGAGCCGUCUUCAUCUACUGCGAAGUGGGCGACCGUACAUACUGGAAGAAUAAAGACAACGAGUUCCGGAAGCAGCUGCAGUUGACGGCUGUGCCCACACUGCUCAAGUACGGCUCGCCGCAGAAGCUGGUGGAGGAAGAGUGCCUCAAGCCUGAACUUGUGUCCAUGCUGUUCUCCGAGGACUGAGCACCACCAGAAUGUUCACUACAAGAUCACGCCUGGUGCCAACACCAUCCAUUCCACAGCAACACCUGCCAGUUGCUCAACUGUUAGAAUGUCUGAACACUAGAAAUUAAAGAUUGCACUAAGUUUUGUCAGUUUGAUCAGUGAGAGGCCUUCACGUACUUUAAUUGGUAAAUGUUGAAUGUGGUGACGUAAUAUUUCACGGAAUGUCUUGGUUAAUGCAUUGCAAAGAUACUGGAUAUAUCAUAAAUCGCAUCUGGUCAUGCAAAUCCACGUUUCAAGCACGACAACCAGACCCUCAGUAAUAUGCUUGUAAAGAUGCAUCGAUUAAAAUUGAUUCUUACCCAUGUA